GAAUUGUUCUUUCAAAUGGCCACACCUGGAAACAGCAGCGACACAUCGGCAUCACUGCUUUGCAGAAGCUGGGCCUGGGGAAAAAAAGCAUUGAGCAUCAGAUAGAAGAAGGAGCUCAGACGCUGGUAGAGAUUUUCACACAAACAAGAGGAGAGCCAUUUGACCCUUCAUUUCCAGUAAUAAAUUCAGUUUCUAAUGUCAUUUGUGCUUUGAGUUUUGGACAUCAGUUUGCUCCUGAAGAUGAAAACUUCCAGAAGCUAAUUUCAGCCCUGAACAUUCUUCUGAAAUUCACUGGUAACACUUUCCAUAUGGUGUAUAAAUUGUUCCCAAGGUUAAUGGAUUACCUCCCAGGGCCUCACAAGGAGGCCUUGGUUUCUGCAGAAUUGAUCCUUUCCUUUGUAAGGGAGGAAAUAGAGAAACACAAGGAAUUCCACUCUCGGCAUAAGCCACAAGAUUUCAUUGAUCACUAUCUUCUUCAGAUGGAGAAGAGCAGGAAUGACCCCAGCUCGACCUACAAUGAAGAGAACCUGGCUCAGUGUGUUUUUGAUUUCUUUAUUGCUGGAACAGACACAACCUUUGCUACUCUGAUGUGGGCACUGCUCCUCUUGGCAAAUCAUCCCCACAUCCAAGAGAAAGUCCAGAAGGAGAUUGAAGAUGUGUUUGGCUUCUCGGGGUCAAUUUCCUAUCAAGAUCGGAAGAAACUGCCCUACACCAAUGCUGUGAUUCAUGAAAUGCAGCGUAUAAAAUAUGUCAUGCUAUUUGGGGCUCCCAGGCAAAGUACAAAGGAUGUGAAGAUGAGGGGUUACCACAUCCCAAAGGGGACCUUAAUUAUCCCAGACCUGCGCUCUGUCCUUUUUGAUCCUGAACAAUGGGAGACACCUGAAGAAUUCAACCCCAAUCACUUUUUAGACAAGGAAGGGAAGUUCAUCACCCGGGAACAGUUUCUGGCAUUCGGAAUAGGUCAGCGGGUAUGUGUGGGAGAGCAGCUGGGAAGAAUUGAGACCUUCAUCUUUCUGACCAGCCUGUUGAGGGCCUUCCGCUUCCAGCUGCCUGAAGGGGUGAGAGAACUCAAUCAAGCACCUGUUGUACAGUUGAUCAUGCAUCCACACCCUUACAAACUCUGGUCCCGAAGACAUUUGCCUCCCGGUCCUUUGGCUCUGCCUCUCAUUGGGACCUUUUGGGCAAAUGGGUUUUGGCUUCGUGAAGAUUAUUUCCUUAAGGAUAAAAAACGAUAUGGAAAUAUAUACACCGUGUUUUUAGGACAUACCCCUGCAGUAGUGCUGUCUGGAUUCAAAACUGUGAAAGAAGGAAUGACCAGCUUCUCAGAAGAAUUCUCUGAUAGACCAGAUGAUCCUUUCAUGAAUGUUUUAGCGAAAGGAAGGGGAAUUUUUCUUUCAAAUGGCCACACCUGGAAACAGCAGCGACACAUUGGCAUCACUGCUUUGCGGAAGCUGGGCCUGGGGAAAAAAAGCAUUGAGCAUCAAAUAGAAGAAGGAGCUCAGAAGCUGGUAGAGAUCUUUACAGAAACAAAAGGAGACCCAUUUGACCCUUCAUUUCCAGUAAUAAAUUCAGUUUCUAAUGUCAUUUGUGCUUUGAGUUUUGGACAUCAGUUUGCUCCUGAAGAUGAAAACUUCCAGAAGCUAGUUCAAGCCAUGAACAUUCUUGUGAAAUUCAGUGGUGACGCUUUUCAUAUGAUGUAUGAUGUGUUUUCACGGUUAAUGAACUACCUCCCAGGGCCUCACAAGGAGGCCAUGGCUUCUGCAGAGUUGAUCCUUUCCUUUGAUGUGAAGAUGAGGGGUUACCACAUCCCAAAGGGGGCUUUUAUUAUCCCAGACCUCCGCUCUGUCCUUUUUGAUCCUGAACAAUGGGAAACACCUGAAGAAUUCAACCCCAAUCACUUUUUAGACAAGGAUGGCAAGUUCAUCACCCGGGAAGAGUUUCUGCCAUUUGGAAUAGGUCAGCGGGUAUGUGUGGGAGAGCAGCUGGCAAGAACUGAGACUUUCAUCUUUCUGACCAGCCUCUUGAGGGCCUUCAGCUUCCAGCUGCCCAAAGGAGUGAAAGAACUCAAUCAGGCACCUGUUGCAAAGGUGAUCAUGCAUCCACACCCUUACAAACUGUGUGCUGUUCCCCACACAGGCAUAAAACUUAUAAAAACACCAUGA
Molecule: messenger RNA, 2162 nt
Organism: Python bivittatus (Burmese python)
Lineage: Eukaryota; Metazoa; Chordata; Lepidosauria; Squamata; Pythonidae
Source: RefSeq, a predicted model, not a curated record